This is a messenger RNA of Spodoptera exigua (beet armyworm), 3090 nucleotides long. NCBI's taxonomy places the organism in Eukaryota, Metazoa, Arthropoda, Insecta, Lepidoptera, Noctuidae. The record is from the annotation of a GenBank genome assembly.
AUGUCUCGACUGUCCAAACUACCUUCAUCUUCUUCCUCACUCGACGAAGACGAUGACUCGGAUUCAGAAGAAUCUAGAAAAGAAAAGAAAAGUUUACCAGAUAAAGAUGAAGAUGAAGAAGGUGAAGGUGAAGAUGAAGGUGAAGAUGAAGGUGAACAUGAAGGUGAAGAUGAAGGUGAAGAUGAAGGUGAAGAUGAAGGUGAAGGUGAAGAUGAAGGUAAAGAUGAAAGUGUAAAUGAAGGUGAAGAUGAAGGUGAAGAUGAAGGUGAAGAUGAAGGUGAAGAUGAAGGUGAAGAUGAAGGUGAAGAUGAAGGUGAAGAUGAAGGUGAAGAUGAAGGUGAAGAUGAAGGUGAAGAUGAAGGUGAAGAUGAAGGUGAAGAUGAAGGUGAAGAUGAAGGUGAAGAUGAAGGUGAAGAUGAAGGUGAAGAUGAAGGUGAAGAUGAAGGUGAAGAUGAUGUUGUAAAUGAAGGUGAAGAUGAAGGUGAAGGUGAAGGUGAAGGUGAAGUUGAAGAUGAAGGUGAAGAUGAAGGUGAAGAUGAAGGUGAAGAUGAAGGUGAAGAUGAAGGUGAAGAUGAAGAUGGAGGUGAAGGUGAAGGUGAAGGUGAAGGUGAAGGUGGAGGUGAAUGUGAAGGUGAAGGCGAAGGUGAAGGUGACGAUGAAGGUGUAAAUGAAGGUAAAGGUGAAGAUGAAGGUGAAGAUGAAGGUGAAGAUGAAGGUGAAGGUGAAGGUGAAGGUGAAGGUGAGGGUGAAGGUGCAGGUGAAGGUGAGGGUGAAGGUGCAGGAGCAGGUGAAGGUGAAGGUGAAGGUGAAGGUGAAGGUGAAGAUGAAGGUGAAGGUGAAGGUGAAGAUGAAGGUGAAGGUGAAGGUGAAGGUGCAGGUGAAGGUGAAAGUGAAAGUGAAAGUGAAGGUGAAGGUGAAGGUGAAGGCGAAGGCGAAGGUGAAGGUGAAGGUGAAGGUGAAGUUGAAGGUGAAGUUGAAGUUGAAGGUGAAGGUGAAGUUGAAGUUGAAGGUGAAGGUGAAGGUGAAGUUGAAGUUGAAGGUGAAGGUGAAGGUGAAGGUGAAGGUGAAGUUGAAGGUGAAGGUGAAGGUGAAGGUGAAGGUGAAGGUGAAGGUGAAGGUGAAGGUGAAGGUGAAGGUGAAGGUGAAGGUGAAGGUGAAGGUGAACAUGAAGGUGAAGAUGAAGGUGAAGAUAAAGGUGAAGUAGAAGGCCAAGGUGUAAAUGAAGGUGAAGGUGAAGGUGUAAAUGAAGGUGAAGGUGAAGGUGAAGGUGAAGGUGAUGGUGAAGGUGAAGGUGAAGGUGAAGGUGAAGGUGAAGGUGAAGAUGAAGGUGAAGAUAAAGGUGAAGUAGAAGGCGAAGGUGUAAAUGAAGGUGAAGGUGAAGGUGAAGGUGAAGGUGUAAAUGAAGGUGAAGGUGUAAAUGAAGGUGAAGGUGAAGGUGAAGGUGAUGGUGAAGGUGAAGGUGAAGGUGAAGGUGAAGGUGAAGGUGAAGGUGAAGAUGAAGGUGAAGAUGAAGGUGAAGAUGAAGGUGAAGGCGAAGGUGAAGGUGACGAUGAAGGUGUAAAUGAAGGUAAAGGUGAAGAUGAAGGUGAAGGUGAAGGUGAAGGUGAGGGUGAAGGUGCAGGUGAAGGUGAGGGUGAAGGUGCAGGUGCAGGUGAAGGUGAAGGUGAAGGUGAAGGUGAAGGUGAAGGUGAAGGUGAAGAUGAAGGUGAAGAUGAAGGUGAAGAUGAAGGUGAAGGCGAAGGUGAAGGUGAAGAUGAAGGUGUAAAUGAAGGUAAAGGUGAAGAUGAAGGUGAAGAUGAAGGUGAAGGUGAAGGUGAAGGUGAAGGUGAGGGUGAAGGUGAAGGUGCAGGUGAAGGUGAAGAUGAAGAUGAUGUUGUAAAUGAAGGUGAAGGUGAAGGUGGAGGUGAAGGUGGUGAAGGCGAAGGUGAAAGUGAAAGUGAAAGUGAAGGUGAAGGUGAAGGUGAAGGUGAAGGUGAAGGUAAAGGUGAAGGUGAAGGUGAAGGUGAAGAUGAAGGUGAAGAUGAAGGUGAAGAUGAAGGUGAAGGUGCAGGUGAAGGUGAAGAUGAAGAUGAUGUUGUAAAUGAAGGUGAAGGUGAAGGUGGAGGUGAAGGUGGUGAAGGCGAAGGUGAAAGUGAAAGUGAAAGUGAAGGUGAAGGUGAAGGUGAAGGUGAAGGUAAAGGUGAAGGUGAAGGUGAAGGUGAAGAUGAAGGUGAAGAAGAAGGUGAAGAUGAAGGUGAAGAUGAAGGUGAUGGCGAAGGUGAGGGUGAAGGUGCAGGUGAAGGUGAGGGUGAAGGUGCAGGAGCAGGUGAAGGUGAAGGUGAAGAUGAAGGUAAAGGUAAAGGUAAAGGUAAAGGUGAAGAUGAAGGUGAAGUUGAAGGUGAAGGUGAAGGUGAAGGUGAAGGUGAAGGUGCAGGUGAAGGUGAAAGUGAAAGUGAAAGUGAAGGUGAAGGUGAAGGCGAAGGCGAAGGCGAAGGCGAAGGCGAAGGCGAAGGCGAAGAUAGAGAUAGGGAUAGGGAUAGGGAUAGAGAUAGAGAUAGAGAUAGAGAUAGAGAUAGAGAUAGAGAUAGAGAUAGAGAUAGAGAUAGAGAUAGAGAUAGAGAUAGAGAUAGAGAUAGAGAUAGAGAUAGAGAUAGAGAUAGAGAUAGAGAUAGAGAUAGAGAUAGAGAUAGAGAUAGAGAUAGAGAUAGAGAUAGAGAUAGAGAUAGAGAUAGAGAUAGAGAUAGAGAUAGAGAUAGAGAUAGAGAUAGAGAUAGAGAUAGAGAUAGAGAUAGAGAUAGAGAUAGAGAUAGAGAUAGAGAUAGAGAUAGAGAUAGAGAUAGAGAUAGAGAUAGAGAUAGAGAUAGAGAUAGAGAUAGAGAUAGAGAUAGAGAUAGAGAUAGAGAUAGAGAUAGAGAUAGAGAUAGAGAUAGAGAUAGAGAUAGAGAUAGAGAUAGAGAUAAAUUUAUUAGAAAUCGCAGACAAUCUAUCCUGACAGAUUGCGUCCAGGUUAUCCUUCUCAGCAAUAUGCUCUUCGAUGCGGCGCUCACAGUCUAUUAUCUGCUCUUGUACUGCUCGGACCUGGAGUCCAGGAAUGCCAAUUGUUGUUCAUAA